Molecule: messenger RNA, 2930 nt
Organism: Tilletiopsis washingtonensis
Lineage: Eukaryota; Fungi; Basidiomycota; Exobasidiomycetes; Entylomatales
Exons: 1
Coding region: 101-2821 (906 amino acids)
Molecular function (GO): protein binding
Source: RefSeq, a predicted model, not a curated record
CCGCACCUCAGCCGCCCUCUCUCGCCGCAAGUCCUCGAGCAGCGGCUCCCAUGCACCGCGAGGCGCGCAUCUGAGCGCCGCCGCUUCGAGCUGCAGCAGCAUGGCGGCGCCCGCUGCGCUGCUCGGCGCACCGCUGCGCUCGCUCGCCGCUGCCACGCUCACUGCGUACCGCCUCGCGCGGCCUCGCACAGCGGCGCACCUGUGGGCGCCUGCGCCUCGGCUGCACCUGCACACCGCGUCUCUGUCCAUCGCUGCACACGACUCCCAUGACGCGGCCGCUCGUCCCUCCGCAUCUGCGACAGAAGCAGAGCCAGACCUCGAGUCGGAGUGCAUCGCGCCAACCGAUGAGCAGGCCGAGAGAGCGGCGUGCGCAGCGCCGCCCGAGCAGAUCGCAAGUCCUGUACAGCGGCGGCUGUACGCCUUCCGAACGGUCCGCCUGCGCGCGCUGAAGAGUCUCUCGGCGCUUCUGAUGCAUUUCACGAGGCCCGCCGCUCCUCUCCGAGAUCGGCUCGUGAGCUCGUGCGCCGAGCUGGUCGGUCACGAUCCCUCGACGGUACAAGACCUGUACGAGAUUCUGGAGCGCCACAGCGUCACGCCAGAAACAUUCGUCGCUUGGCGCAACGCGGUCUGCUGCGACAACUGGGCCGCCGCGCUCGAAGAGCUGUCGCAGGUGCAAGCGCCGUGCCCUGUCUUCGUUCUCGCACGCAUGGUCCCGCACGCGCACUCGCCGGUGCAGGUCAGCCAGGCCGUGGCGCUCGCGCAGUCUCUGCGGGACUCGACCAAUUCAGAGGCUGCGCUUCGUGUCCUGCGCAUUCUCGCAGAGCGGGCAUUGCUGCACCUGCACUCGCCGCAUCUCGCCAUUCCGCUCACCGAGGCUGUUCUUCGACACUGUGAUCGCUUCAUGGAGACGCACCCGCGCACAAAGUCUUCCACGCCGCAAGACCACGCUCUGUACUUCAAGUCUGUCGUCGAUGCACUGCUGUGGCUCUCCUCUGCACUGACGCGCUUCAACGACGAGCGCUGCCGCGACAGCGCGAGUGCAGUGCUGCACUGGGCGCAGCAGCAAGAGCGCCUGCCCGCACGCACGUCUAGCCACGUCGCACACGUCUUGCUUGACAUGCCUCACGUUCCGAGAAUGCUGGCGGCGCGCCGCGUUCAGCCGCAGUUGCUGGCGCAGGAUAAGCUGCCGCGGCGCUCGGAGCGAUUCCUCACCCUGCCGCUGGCCAAGGAAGCGCUCGACGCCCUGGAUCUCGCACCUCGGCACCACGCCUUGGCUCUGCCAUUGGAGCGUGCUGCGUCAGCAGCGCUCAGAGCAGGCAGCAUGCGCGAAGCGCAGGACUUUGCGAUGCAGGUGAAAGGCCUGCGGCAGCCUCGACAUGCUUCAGAGCAGGAGCAGGCCAGGCAUGCGCGACGGAAGCUUGCGGUCUUCUCGCAGACGUCGCUGAGCAGCGAAGCGUGGGAGACGCUCGAACGCAUGCUCGAGCGCGGCGCCGACCCGGCAUGGAACCCGCUCGCGAGCACCGAGGACGACGCAGUGCUUCCUUCGGGUCCAUCCUCAGACGCACCGCUCGCUGAUCAUCGAAUCUGGCUUUCUAUCGUAGCACUGAGCGCGCGGGAUCCGCAGGUGCAGCCCUGGGAUCUGCUCCAGCUACUGGGCCUCGACCCGCUGCGCGAGCCAAAGCCAGGCAGCAUCCGGCCUCCAGCCAGCCUCCUGCACGAACCCGGCCUCUACGCCGUCCUCGUUCGCAACUUCGAGCUCCGGCCGCAGCCGUUCUUCGAGGAUGCCGAGGCGGUCUGGAACAUCAUGCAGGAGCGCAAGGUGGCGGUCGAUGCCGCCGCGCUCGAAGCAUUCUGUGCUGCACAGCUGCGCGCACGUCGUGUCUCUGGAGCUCUGCGCACGCUGCGCAGGUACACGAGCCGCGGCGCGGGUCGCAUCCAGACGUCGAUACACCUCUUCAACAUCUUCCUCGACGCCACCGUGCGACUGGGUUCAGGCGCGGACGUUUGGCGACUCGUCACGGGUCAUGCGCGGCGUGCACGCCUGUCGUUAGGUGGCAGGACUCUUGUGCUGCUCAUGCGUGCCGCAAGGAAGGAUGCCGAGCUGGGCCAUGCCCACGAUGCGCAAAUGAGCGGCACCGCCCAUCGCAGCUUGAGCCAGAGCGUUGACGAGCCCGACUCGGAGAAGCCCGGGCACUGGGACGGCGUUCCUGCUCCGAUGCGAGCGUGGCAGCUCUUCCGCACACUCCUCCUCUCCCAGCACCCGGAGCUCGCAAGCUGCGAGAGCGCACUCGAGAAGGCAGACGGCGGCGGCUGGUUCUGGCGCCGAGAGAUGCAGCUUCGCCGGGCGGAGCGCUGGCUCUGGGAUCGUCUCUCGCGCCUCACGGCCGGUCCCUCGGCCGACUCUUCGAAGGAGGCACCCCUGGACGACAGCGUUGCCCUGCACCAAUUCUCUCAGCGGCCCAUCGUCUUCAACGACGCCCUCUUCCACGAGUACGUGCGCCUCGUGCAGUUGCUGCGCACGUCCGACGCCGUCUCCGGCAUUCCGGCCUCGCGCCUGCCGGCUCAGGACGAGAUCUUCAGGGUGCUGUCUUGGAUGCGCGCGCUUCACGUCACGCCGCGCCGCAAGACGCUGCGCAUCGUGUGUCUCGAGCUGGCCGAGCACACGCCGCCCGCAGCCAGCGGCGGGCGCGACACCUCCAGUGCCGCUGGGCCCCUACAUGACUGGCUUGCCUCGUGGCUCGGCGAGGAGGCCAUCCCCACCGAGGCGGAAGUGGGCGCAUAUUUCAAGCGACACUCAGACACGAGGCAGCACAGACGAUGACCACUACAAAUACAUGUAUUCUAGCCCGGCAGCGCCUCUACUGGCGAAGCGACGAUGAGGCGGACUGAAGGAGCGUGUCAAGCAGCGAAGCGGUCCGACGCAGCUCGGC